AUGGAGAUCAAGUUCCCACAAAAAAACAUAAUUGUGUUAUUAUUGUCAAUUUCUUAUGUACUCUUUCAAUCACAAGUACUUAUAUGUUGCCAGGAGAGUACCAGAGACUCCGUCAAACUUCAGCCCGAUGAACGAGAGUCUUUAGUGGAUCAUAUAGCGUCAGAACUAGGGUUAAAAAAGGUUGGAUGGAUUUUUACUGAUCUCAUUGCUGAAGACCUUCAGAAAGGAACUGUGAAGUACCUUCGAAAUGCUACUUCAUAUUUCCUCAGUGCUGAGGAGUGUAUAAUGGCAGGCUAUUUCCAGAAUCAGCAUCCUAAUCCGUGUCGUCUCUCUCCAGAUGGAUAUUUUGGGUCAAAAAUCGUCACAGUUUGUGUAACAG
Messenger RNA from Limulus polyphemus (Atlantic horseshoe crab), 379 nucleotides. Its product is annotated as nuclear protein localization protein 4 homolog. Gene Ontology annotation, cellular component: nucleus. Lineage: Eukaryota; Metazoa; Arthropoda; Merostomata; Xiphosura; Limulidae. Gene Ontology annotation, biological process: ubiquitin-dependent protein catabolic process. Gene Ontology annotation, molecular function: ubiquitin binding; ubiquitin protein ligase binding. The annotation marks the transcript as partial. The record is from RefSeq and is a predicted model, not a curated record. The transcript has 3 exons.